Messenger RNA from Orcinus orca (killer whale), 1889 nucleotides. RefSeq names its product KISS1 receptor (gene KISS1R). Gene Ontology annotation, cellular component: membrane. Gene Ontology annotation, molecular function: G protein-coupled peptide receptor activity. NCBI's taxonomy places the organism in Eukaryota, Metazoa, Chordata, Mammalia, Artiodactyla, Delphinidae. Gene Ontology annotation, biological process: neuropeptide signaling pathway. The record is from RefSeq and is a predicted model, not a curated record.
CAUUCCCUAGACUCUGUAGCUUUGUCCCCCUGCUUUUCCUGCUGGUGGGUCUCUACCCUUCCCUCCCCUGGGGUAGGAUCGGUCCUUCCCGGGUCCACAGCAGCCUGUGGGAAGCCUACCUCACCCCUGCUCCGCCCCAAGCCCCUCCUCCAGCCUCCCCCCUCCUGUGCUCUUAUCCUGACCCCCAAGGUGGGGGGGGGGAGGAGGGAAUGGGAGAGAAGGGUGCUGCGCUGGUGAACCGCAGGCCGCACAGGAGUGGCCAGCGGCUGCAGGAGAGGCGGGAAGGCGGGGACACGGUGGGAUGCGGGGUAUAAACGCGCGGCGGCUGAGCGCCAGCGGAGAAUCCACGGAGUCCAGCAAAGCCGCGCUCCAGACCUUGUGGCGCAUCCCAGGAGGGCAGCCGGGAGGAGAGUCACUGCCCCAUCCCUGGGCGCAAUCCCAGAGGGUGGCUGGGAGGAAGAGGGCGGCAAUGCGCUCCUUGGCCACGUCCGGGCCCAACGCGUCCUGGUGGGCGCUGGCCAACGCAUCCAGCUGUCCCGGCUGUGGCGCCAACGACUCGGACGGCCCGGCCCCGGCGCCGUGGCCCGUGGACGCCUGGCUAGUGCCGCUCUUCUUUGGCGCGCUGAUGCUGCUGGGCCUGGCAGGGAACUCGCUUGUCAUCUUCGUCAUCUGCCGCCAGAAGCAGAUGCGGACGGUGACCAACUUCUACAUCGCCACCCUGCUGGUCACUGGGACAAAGGCGAGGCCCAGUGGGCUGGGCCAGGGCGCUGGGGCGCUAGGCAGAUGCACCCCACAUCUAGCACCCGCGCGUCCCCCGCCUGCAGCCAACCUGGCAGUCACAGACUUGACGUUCCUGCUGUGCUGCGUGCCCUUCACCGCUCUGCUCUACCCGCUGCCCGCCUGGGUGCUGGGCGACUUCAUGUGCAAGUUCCUCAACUACAUCCAGCAGGUCUCGGUGCAGGCCACGUGCGCCACCCUGACCGCCAUGAGCGUGGACCGCUGGUACGUGACUGUGUUCCCGCUGCGCGCCCUGCACCGCCGCACGCCCCACCUGGCGCUGGCUGUCAGCCUCAGUAUCUGGGCGGGCUCCGCGGCCGUGUCCGCGCCGGUUCUCGCCCUACAUCGCCUCUCGCCCGGACCGCGCACCUACUGCAGCGAGGCUUUCCCCAGCCGCUCCUUCGAGCGCGCCUUCGCGCUGUACAACCUGCUGGCGCUCUACCUGCUGCCGCUGGUCGCCACCUGCGCCUGCUACGGGGCCAUGCUGCGCCACCUGGGCCGGUCCGCCGUGCGCCCCGCGCCCGGCGACAGCGCCCUGCAGGGGCAGCUGCUGGCGGAGCGAGCGGGCGCUGUGCGGGCCAAGGUCUCGCGGCUGGUGGCGGCCGUGGUCUUGCUCUUCGCCGCCUGCUGGGGCCCCAUCCAGCUGUUCCUGGUGCUGCAGGCGCUAGGCCCGGCGGGCGCCUGGCAUCCGCGCAGCUACGCAGCUUACGCGCUCAAGAUCUGGGCGCACUGCAUGUCCUACAGCAACUCGGCGCUGAACCCCCUGCUCUACGCCUUCCUGGGCUCCCACUUCCGUCAGGCCUUCCGCCGCGUCUGCCCCUGCGCUCCCCGGCGGCCCCGCCGGUCGGGACCCUCGGACCCGGCCGCCCCCCAAACCGAGCUGCACCGCCUGACCGCCCACCAGGCCCCCACCAGGCCCCCGAAGCCAGGCAGCGGUGGGCUGGGGCCGCGCAGGCUGUGUGUCCUGAGGGAGCACGCUGCCCCUCUCUGAGCCCUCUCUGGGGGCAUCAAGAUGAGCCCCUCUGGAACAGGAGCUGCUGUAAUUCUGCUAUUAAUGUCUUUAUUUUUGUCCAUGUUCAUCAUAGUGAGAAUGUUCUGAGCUCUUGUAAAGC